GUGACUCGGUGCGCCGUCUUCGGUAUCUCGAUUUACGACGUCGACGACGCUGAUCGCUUGUUUGUUUUCAAGCAGCUGUGAUGGUGAAUAUUUUCCAUUUUUUUGCCACACAUUAACAUUAUCAGUUCCGACAGUGUUGGGCUUCGCCAUCAGUUUUUCGGCUAUCAGCAGCAGCUCACUUGGACGUGCGUCUCAUUGCUUUGCGACAGUGAUUUGUUUUCGGGUUUCAACUAGCAAUGAAUAUGUGAAAUUAGUGUCGAAGAGAAUGUCGUGACUGUUUUAUCGUAUCGUGAUUUUUCUGCUGGACGAAUGGAUCCGGAACAAUUUCAAUUUUCUACUGAAAAUCGGCAUAAUUAAUAACUGAUUGGAAUAGCGUGAAGCCGGCAGUUAUCACGAUUGGCUGUCGUUGGCUGCAGGACAUUGACCAGGUUUACGUUCUUUCGCUUAAAUUGAAUUAAAUUGCAAAGGGAAGGUCCAGGGAAGGUGAAAAUAUAAUUUUCGCAAAAGCAAAAUGCGUUUCAUGGGUUAGUGCGAUUUUGGUUCAAAUGUCACCCUAUAGCCGCUAUAGGCCCCUGUCGCCAGGGUCGGACUCAGCAGGGGGUGGAGGAUUAACCGCAGUUAUUCACCAGCAAAAUGGGGCUUCGCCCUGUCGAAAUGCCCAAAGUGCCUGCCGGUUUUUAAGAUGGAUUUCCAAAUUCGGCUCUCAACCCGCCAAUAAACCCGGACUAGGGGUCUUGGACAUGACCGCAACGGAGAACACCAUCCAUUUUAGUGACCACACUAAGGACAAAGCCACGAAGGCUAAAGUUACUUUAGAAAACUACUACAGCAAUCUGGUUGCCCAGCAUGUAGAGCGAAAACAAAGAUUAGCUAAGUUAGAAGAAUCCCUCAAAGAUGAAAGUCUGUCCGAAGAACAAAGGCACGAGAAACGGUUGCAGCAUGCCCAAAAAGAAACAGAGUUCCUUAGACUGAAACGUUCCAGACUCGGUGUCGAGGACUUCGAGCCCCUCAAAGUGAUAGGCCGAGGGGCCUUUGGCGAAGUCCGACUAGUCCAAAAAAAGGAUACUGGCCACAUAUACGCCAUGAAGAUUCUUCGGAAAGCCGAUAUGCUGGAAAAGGAGCAAGUAGCACAUGUGCGAGCCGAGCGAGACAUUCUAGUGGAAGCUGAUCAUCAAUGGGUGGUCAAAAUGUAUUAUAGUUUUCAAGAUCCGAUCAAUCUGUACCUCAUUAUGGAAUUCUUGCCGGGCGGCGACAUGAUGACGCUUCUAAUGAAAAAAGACACCCUUUCCGAAGAGUGCACGCAAUUUUACAUCACCGAAACGGCUCUGGCCAUCGAUUCAAUUCACAAGUUAGGAUUCAUUCAUCGGGACAUCAAGCCGGACAAUUUGCUGCUGGACGCCAAAGGCCACCUCAAACUGUCCGAUUUCGGACUGUGCACGGGGCUGAAAAAAUCGCAUAGGACGGACUUUUACAGGGACUUAAGUCAGGCGAAACCGUCCGAUUUCAUUAUAACGUCAUCUCCCAUGGAUUCCAAGCGACGAGCAGAAAGCUGGAAGAAAAACAGACGAGCAUUGGCGUACAGUACGGUCGGAACUCCCGACUACAUUGCCCCUGAAGUUUUUCUGCAAACAGGGUAUGGGCCGGCUUGCGACUGGUGGUCGCUUGGGGUGAUUAUGUACGAAAUGCUUAUCGGCUAUCCGCCCUUCUGUUCCGAAAACCCGCAAGACACCUAUAGGAAAGUGAUGAAUUGGCGUGAAACUCUCGUUUUUCCUGCCGAGGUUCCCAUCUCUGAAGAGGCGAAAGACACGAUAAUCAAAUACUGUUGUGAGGCUGAGCGACGACUGGGAUCUCAGAAGGGCUUGGAAGAUCUGAAAAUAAUACCUUUCUUUAGGGGAGUGGACUGGGAGCACAUCAGAGAAAGACCGGCAGCUAUUCCUGUCGAAGUACGAUCGAUAGACGAUACGUCCAACUUUGACGAUUUCCCUGAUGUUAAAUUAGAAAUUCCUGCCGCACCUUUGCCCCAAGAUGGCGAAAUAAUCUACAAGGACUGGGUGUUCAUCAACUAUACGUUCAAACGGUUCGAGGGAUUGACGCAGAGGGGAACCCCGAAGAAAAACUAAUCCAGUUGAACUUCCCCUGUUUCGCUUAAGUUAGAACAGAACUGUGUUGAACAAAGGAGAGUGAUGCGGUUGUUGACUUUCCCUAGAUAAACUUCCAAAAAUCAACGACUGCAAUUUACUUCUUUAAAUUGCCCUGGAGUCGUUAAUACUUGUAAGUCCCUUAGAUGAAUUUUCCAGCACUGGCUGCGAGAUAAUGGUGUGAAUGUUCGGGCAAACAAGGGGAGAAAAAAGUUUCGCCAGUGUUUGUCGGCACAGUUAUCCUGUUGUCAUUGCAAGCAUCUAUUUUGUAUUAUAUAAAUUAGGUCUGAGCAGUAACUGCACUGUUUGCUUCGAAAAGAGCUGUGAAAAGCUGUAAGCUCGGGCUGUGUUUGAGUGUCACGGUAAUCGAAUAGGAACGAAUCGGUCCAUAUUAAAUUGUUUUUUGUACAUAGGAAAUAGUCAAAGUACAAACUAAUCUUUUGAUUUUUAUCCAGCGACAGGUUUCUGUCUCAUGAACAAUCAGGAUCGUUGAACGCUCAAAACUAGUAUUGUCUAAGAUAAAAGUGUAAACCCACAUUUACGCCAGUUUUACAAUUACGUUCUUUGGCCAUUACAAAUGAAACAUCCUUCACUCUUUUUUUUUGGUCAUGUAAUUAAGGAAAUAAAAUUGUGCUUGUUCGAGUUUAAAAUAGAUAAAUCGAAGGUUGACGAUCUUGAUUUUUCCCAAUAGAUCUAAAUUGUUCGCAAUUGCCAAUAAUUAUUGUCCUAUUGAACAUGUCUCCUGACGCUGCCUACUUGAGCCAGAAUUGGUAAUCCCGCAACAAAGACAAUCCGAGCAACCGUGUAAAUGUUAAUUUGUUUUAUUGUUGCAAAGUGAUACUUUUUUAAUUUCCUUAGAUUGUUUUUAACGUUUAGGCGCUAAGAUUUACUAUGAUUGUCCUAAAAUGAGGGCACCCACCUGGUUAGGUCAGCAGGCGAACUCUAUUUUUCCUGGCUAAAGCCGAAAGAUUAGUUGAAAACUAAUAUUUUCUGUUUCUGUCAGUGAGAUCAUGUUGGGUUUGGUGUUUUACACCUUCGCACGUGAUAAAUUGAGCGUUUGCGUUGCAAUAUUGGAAUUUCAGGACUUACAAUCAUCAAUGGAAACACUUGUGUAAGUAAAAAAUUAAAGAAAAACAGGCAGGCAAAGGCUCAAUAUGUUUGUGAUCUCCACUUAUACAACAAAGAUCGUUAGUUUUAUACGAAUUGAAACGGCUGGUAUUUUUCGGAACGACGAAGUUGUGUAUUUUAACUGUAUAACAUAUUUUAUUAGCCGAGUUUUAAAUAAUCAGAGCAUGUUGGGUAUUGAUUAGAAAUUGUUGUAUAGCUAUUAAACUUUAUUUAGCACGAAUGUUCUUGUGAAAUUCCAUUGAAAAGAUUUCGUCGUAGCUCUCUAUCAGUAAAAUAGUUGAGGAUUUGUGGCACCGAAAAUGACAAAAAAACGGGCUUCGAUCUGAUGAAAGGAACGCAAUGUUUAAGUAAAUGGUCUCGCUAGCAGAACUUGUAAAUAGUAUAUCUACUUCAAAAAAACCGUAUAAAACUAAAAAUUAUGAAAUAAAUAUUAUGUGCUUUAA
Molecule: messenger RNA, 3709 nt
Organism: Dendroctonus ponderosae (mountain pine beetle)
Lineage: Eukaryota; Metazoa; Arthropoda; Insecta; Coleoptera; Curculionidae
Gene: trc
Product: serine/threonine-protein kinase tricornered
Exons: 8
Coding region: 546-2120 (524 amino acids)
Biological process (GO): intracellular signal transduction; peptidyl-serine phosphorylation
Molecular function (GO): protein serine/threonine kinase activity; ATP binding
Source: RefSeq, a predicted model, not a curated record